CUCGGCCGCGGUAUCUAUAAAAAGGCCAUUUGUGCAAAUAUUGUCCGAGGACUUAAAUCCAAGUCGGCAGAUAAGUCGAGUGGAGCGGCCCCGAGAGAGAGAGGGUAGCCGGCGCCAUAUUGGCAAAGAGUCUCGAUGACGUCGAUAUUCCCUCCGGUUUGAAAAAAUAUCCAGUACGCGGCGGAAUUGUCCCGUUCGCGGGAAUUCACCCCGAGGAGCUUUCAUCGGAAAAGCCUGCCCCGCGAAUUACGCCGGUUUCGGGACUCGUAGUGUCGACGCUUCAUCUUCUCAUGGUUUUCCGAAGCAAGUACAGCUGCAAGAACCACAAACGCGUCGCGAUGGAGCACGCGGACCUGGUGGCGGAGAUGGCGCAGGUCGAGCGGCUGGCCACGCAGGACAGACUGCACCUGGCUCGGCACCGGAGGCUGCAGCAGCUCAAGGUCUGGCGGCACCGCGAGAAGGAAUGGCUGCGCCACCAGACCAGGCACUCCAGCAACAAGCGGCACAUCUACUUCAGCGACAGCGUCAUGCUGCUCGAGGCGGCCGCCAGGGACGACAUCGACGAGGUUCGGAGACUUCUGAAGAAGGGCGUCAAUCCGGACUCCACGAACGAAGACGGGCUGACCGCGUUGCACCAGUGCUGCAUCGACGACAACGAGGAGAUGAUGAAGUUGCUGGUGGAAUUCGGAGCCGACGUCAACGCGGAGGACAGCGAGAAGUGGACGCCGCUGCAUGCCGCUGCCACCUGCGGGCAUCUGCAUCUGGUGCGGUACCUCAUAGCCCGGGGAGCCAACCUCCUGGCCGUCAACGCCGAUGGGAACAUGCCCUACGACAUCUGCGACGACGAGAAAACCCUGGACUGCAUCGAGGGUGAAAUGGCGCGGCGAGGGGUCACCCAAGAAUUGAUAGACGAGACGAGGGCUUCCACGGAGGUUCAGAUGUUGCGGGACCUCCAAAAAAUGGCCUCUGUGGGUGAAGAUCUCGAGUACAAGGAUCAUCAAGGUGCUACACCGUUACACAUAGCUGCGGCAAAUGGUUACUUAAGGGUAGUAGAGUUCCUUCUGGACCAACAUGUCUCGAUAGACGUCGAAGACAACGACAAGUGGCAGCCGGUUCAUGCGGCUGCUUGUUGGGGCCACUUGGAGGUUCUCGAGCUACUGGUGCAAAAUGGUGCUGAUCUUAACGCGAAGAAUAAACACGACGAAACUCCGGCCGAUAUCUGCGAGGAUCCCGAAAUCAGGGAACGCAUAGUGGAAUUGAAGACGGAGCAGGAGAGCAAACGACUGAGAGAAGCCCAAGGCAGGAGAGUACGCAGAUCACAAAGCAUAAACACGCGUACGCAGAGCGUCCGGCGUACCUCGAUUCGCGACAAGGUACUCACUACGAAGAAGGACGCACAAGAGGAAGCCCGGCUGAGGUUACAGGCUCAACAGACGUACAUCGGAAGCAUCGCCGUGUCGGAAAACACGACGAACGUCCGCGACGGAGCGACGGAGGAAACGGAUUCCGCGGCUCUGACCCCGGCGGUGCGCAGAGGCCCCGAGGGGAAGGACAACGACUCCUUUAUGCCCGAGGACGUCGACAAGGACUCAGUCGCAGGGCCCGACCCUCCUAUCGGUAGCCAGCAGCCGAUUUGCACGGCAGACACCGAUGUUAACGGCAAGAUCAACAUACACGUGUCUGUAGUGUUCGUCAAGUCCUUGUCGGACCUGAAGAAGCAGAGGGCCCAGAACCGACACACGCCCACCAACAGCGUCGACGCCAACGGGAACGGACUCCCCGUCCCCGUCCACGUCCCCGUCCCCGUCACCGCCUCCGUCUCCGACGCCGACCUCACCGUCGGAGACUUCCAGCGGUUCACGGGCAACACCAGCGACACCGUGGGAGACACCCACUCGGAAAAGAACUGUUGCUCCCUCAUGUGAGGCGCCGAGGGCUCUCUUCCACGGCGGGCCGAUUUGGGCCGGUGGCGGUCGGGCGUCCGGUUAAACGAGUACAAGGUACGCAGCCACGCCAUUUUGGGAUCCUACGAGGUCGCUGCUCUCCGUAGACGUUAGAAGUGGCCUAUUUUUCUCCCGGAGACGACCGAUCGCCGAUUGGUCCUUUCUCGUUACGACUACAAAUGGCCUACGUUUCUCGUCACCCGUGGCGUCUGGAAGAGUUUCGUUUGCUUCGAGCACCUCGUCGUGCUCGCGAUGGUCUUUCGAGGUUACGUCUAACCACGGUCUCGUACACGGGUCUGGAAGCUUCAGGAAAUUACCGUGAUCGGGGGCGAUCACCUUUUCGCGCGUUCCUAUCAGUGGUUCUCUUUCGAAGCUGGAUAUCGCCGCUCGCGAGAAGGUUUCGUUCGACGUGACCUCGAAAAAGACCUCGGGAAAGUCCCGAAUAAACGUUGCUGGCCCGUGUAUACCGACGUUCGGCGACGGUGGCUUUCGAACCCGACUGUAGGUAGGUCGGUAGGUAGGCGCGAUGGUUCUCGAAGAUUAUACAGUGCGCGCGUAAACGUAAGUGCCGUAUAUGCAUUUAUGCGCGUAAAAGGGAAAAGUACUACCUUCGACCUUUCGACUAGGUUGUGAUGGACGAAUCGUACUUGAGGUUAGCGGCAAUAGUCAAGUCUUGUAGCUCGUUAAGCGUCGAUCCGACAACGGUGCAUUCUGCAGGCCAAAACGCGAAGCGUCCCCCCUGCCCAGCAAACGCGGUUAUAUAGCGUCAUCGUUAAUAAGCGCCGAGAUGUGCCGAUUUUGUGCGCAAAUCGGAAGCAGGUAUCGACUUCCCCUCCGGAAGCGAGCGUUAUUCGUGACGAAGGCAGCGCGGCGCGUGUCGUUGUCUUCCGGCGGUACUUUUCUCGCUUUCGUUCCGCUGGUUUGUAAAUAUUAUUUUGUAAAGCGUCGAGGUGGAGUGGCGCCCGGAAUGAAAAUGUAAUAUAGCCGAGGGGGGGGAUUCGGAAAGCCAUCCUUUGACCGUGCGAGCUUACCGGUAGUUUCGCGAUGCUUUUCAAACACGACGCGAGAACGAAACGAGAGAAAUGCCAGAACUCCGUGCGCGUCGUCGUUUCAUGUCGAUUUCGUACAAACGGAGGUAUUUGCGUGACGUCACCGACUCGUACAUUUCCAUGAAAUGGAUUUCGUUAAGUCGCCCUCUACUCCGAGGCCGCCUACUUACCAUGUAACGUUUAUUUCUGCGCCAACUCGAGAUCGUUCCGGAGCCGCUACCGUCGAGACGUAUAACCGGGACCAACCGGGACCCGGGGUGUUUGCUGGGCGUAAAUCAUAAUUGGUGGUUACAUCGCGCAUUAGUUUGUACGUAGAAUUGUGAUUUCCCGAGCCGUCGUUUAUCGAUUUCCGAUAAUUUACAGUAGGUA
Orussus abietinus is the source of this 3361-nucleotide messenger RNA. RefSeq names its product protein phosphatase 1 regulatory subunit 16A (gene MYPT-75D). Gene Ontology annotation, molecular function: protein binding; enzyme inhibitor activity; phosphatase regulator activity. The record is from RefSeq and is a predicted model, not a curated record. Gene Ontology annotation, cellular component: cytoplasm. The transcript has 9 exons. The coding region runs from base 291 to 1925 and encodes 544 amino acids. NCBI's taxonomy places the organism in Eukaryota, Metazoa, Arthropoda, Insecta, Hymenoptera, Orussidae.